CCAUACAAAGAAGCUCAAGCUCAAGAUGGAUUUUGUGGGUCUCGUUCAAUUUUCCCUUCAAUGCUUUGAUGUUCUUGCAUGGCCUCUACUUUCUCUGGUGUAUCCUAUAUGUUACUCCAUUAGGGCGAUUGAGGCCAAUUCGGUUUCAGAUUUUCAGAAGUUGAAUACUUAUUGGGUUGUCUUCUCAUUGAUUCUGCUAUUUGAACAUGCAUUUAUGAAGCUCCUAAAAUGGCUCCCACUGUGGCCAUACUUUAGGCUAAUCAUUGUCUUCUGGUUGGUGAUACCUCAUUUCGGUGGUGCAUUUUAUGUCUAUAAACACCUCCAAAUUGUUGUCAACUGGUUCAACAAGCGGAAGAAAUCCUCGUUUAACAGCGACAAUGUUUAUACCGAGGUGGAGAGAUAUGCACAGGAGAAAGGACCUGUGGCUCUAGAAAAAGUUGUUGCUUCCAAAUCUGAGAGAACGAAGUCAAAUCCCGAUGCCAAAGAGUUCAAAGCAGUUUCAUCUCUGGAGAAUAAAGAGGUUAGUCAGGCAGAGCCUAAUCUCACUGGAACUGAAAACAGCAGAUUUCCCAGUACGGAUAUUAAAGAAGAGGCCAUUGGGAUUGCAUCAGAGAUAGAAGUUCUGAACAUUCCACCUUUAGAGAAGGUUCAGGAGUGGACAAGUGCAGUCAGUCAGGUAACGACCCAAAGUGAUACAUCUUUUAACUCCUACCCGGACGGUAAAGUACACGAUGCUGUAUAUGAGAAACCGAAAAUACAGAACAAGGCUGAAGCUAAGCUCUCUCAGAUGGAAACCGGUACAUUUGCGACCAGGGAGACUCGUUAUGAAAAAGAACAAAGCAAAGUUAGGUUCGUUAUGAAAAAAAAAUUUAUAUGGAGAUUGAAGACUCAAAUUUUUAGAAGGAAGACGAUUAAUUACUUACACAGCACUAUGCAUGGCCUCAGCCCAAUGGGCAAGAGUCCUGGAAGCAUGGACCAACAAGGUAAGCCCAGUAUGCAUGGCCUCAGCCCACAACCCUAAACCCUUUGAUUGCAGUAAAGUUCACAUAUUUAGAUGUUAUUACAUCUUUGUGUUGGAUGCUUUGUUUGGCCUUCUAGGUUCCUUUUAUUCUC
Molecule: messenger RNA, 1113 nt
Organism: Prunus mume (Japanese apricot)
Lineage: Eukaryota; Viridiplantae; Streptophyta; Magnoliopsida; Rosales; Rosaceae
Source: RefSeq, a predicted model, not a curated record